Molecule: messenger RNA, 2632 nt
Organism: Anoplophora glabripennis (Asian longhorned beetle)
Lineage: Eukaryota; Metazoa; Arthropoda; Insecta; Coleoptera; Cerambycidae
Product: DNA helicase MCM8-like
Exons: 13
Coding region: 94-2610 (838 amino acids)
Cellular component (GO): nucleus; MCM complex
Molecular function (GO): ATP hydrolysis activity; single-stranded DNA binding; single-stranded DNA helicase activity
Source: RefSeq, a predicted model, not a curated record
UGUUUGUUUUGUUUAAGUUUAUAUAUUCAAUUUAUUAAGGCACUGUAAUAAUUAUAAAUCCAAAUUAAUAUUAAUAACCAUUCUAAUAAGAAAAUGUCUAAUCCGUAUUUCAAAUCUUGGUACAAGAAGAAAAGAUCUCAGUCUAGUAAACAAUUUGACGAAAAUGAAAUCAGUUGUAUAGAAAAAUUACCAAAUUUUGGAUAUGCUGGAUUUCGAUUAUAUUUCCCAGAAGAAACUGAUGGUGAACGAAUUAAUAAAAGUGUAUCGUAUUUUGAACAAUACAUUCAGUCAAAUCAAUCUAAUUAUAAUUUUAAUAAUAUAUUGACUGAUAGAUAUUUUGCUGUGGACUACAAAGUACUUGCAGCAGAGGAUGACAUAUUUUCCUCUUGGGAAAACUUUACAGAUGACGUAAUAAAUAAUACAGAAUAUUGCCUAAAUUGUUUUGGUUUAGCAAUGUAUCAGUUUAUUAUUAAUUGUCAUGUUAAGAAAAAUGAAGAACAAGAUGAAAAUGUUAUUGAAAGUGAGGAUAUUCUACCUAUUCAAGCCAAGAUCAUUAAUUUUGAACCUACCCUUCAACUAAAAAAUCUUAAAGUUAUUUAUUAUGGAAAACUGGUUAGUAUAAAAGGGACAGUUAUAAAAGUUGGUCAAGUUAAAGUUAUUUGUCAAUAUUUAGCAUUCUCUUGUCCAUCAUGUACUGGUACUCAACUUGUAAAGCAAAAGGACGGAAUCUAUACCAUGCCAAACAAUUGCCCGACGAAGGGAUGUAGAGUACAUUCUAAUUUUGCUCCACUCCAUUCUUCGGCAUUUAAUAGAACAAUAAGUUGGCAAUCCAUUAAGAUACAGGAACUUAUAACAAGCCAAGAGUUUGAAAAUUCAAAAGUUCCUCGAAGUCUGGAUUGUGAAUUAAUGGGGGAUUUGGUUAAAUCCUGUAUACCCGGUGAUGAUAUAACUAUCACUGGUAUUAUCAAAGUGCGAGAUGUUAACAGCAAUAACUGUAAAAACAAACAAAACACAAUAUUUAAUUUAUAUUUGGAAACUGUGUCUGUAUAUAAUAGCAAAAGACAAAAUAAAGGAAGUUAUUCUGAUUCAGAAGGAAUAAUAUUUAAUACUAACGAUUAUUAUCUUAUUCAAAAAAUUCACUCAGAGUCAAAAUUAUUCAGAUUGUUGGUGUUGUCUUUAUGCCCAAAUAUAUAUGGUCAUGAAAUUGUAAAAGCUGGACUUUUGUUGGCUCUAUUUGGAGGUACAAAAUCAGAUACAGUUAGAGCAGAACCACAUAUUCUAAUAGUGGGGGAUCCUGGUCUUGGAAAAAGUCAAAUGCUGCGGGCCUGCACUAAUGUCGCGCCAAGAGGUGUCUAUGUUUGUGGAAAUACUAGUACCAGUUCUGGCCUUACUGUUACCAUGACUAGAGAAAGUGGCGAACAUGCAUUAGAAGCAGGAGCUUUAAUGCUAGCGGAUAAGGGGUGUUGUUGUAUAGAUGAGUUUGAUAAGAUGCCAUCACAACAUGCGAGCCUUCUGGAAGCGAUGGAACAACAAACAAUAAGCAUAGCAAAGGCGGGCAUUCUUUGUUCUUUGCCAGCUCGUACUACCAUUUUAGCAGCUGCAAAUCCAUCAGGUGGCCAUUAUAAUAAGGGUAAAACAAUUGCAGAAAAUUUAAAAAUAAGUUCGCCAAUGUUAUCUAGAUUUGAUUUAAUUUUCAUUUUACUCGAUCAAGCUAAUGAGCAACUCGACAGGCUGCUGUCUAAACAUAUAUUAAAUGCACAUAACAGGAAAAAAAAUGAAAAUAGGCAAGAUGCCAGUACAAGUUUUUUCAAUAACUCCAACUCUGAAACGGAUACAUUAAUAGAUCGUCUUCGAUCUAAUGGGGAGACCGUAGAUUUGUUACCUCAUGCUUUGUUUAGAAAAUAUAUAGCCUAUGCACAGAGGUAUGUGAGUCCUCAAUUGUCAGAUGGCGCAAAAGAAGUUUUAAAGAAAUAUUACCUUGAUCUGAGGAAACAAUAUCAAACAGGCGAUUGUACACCUAUCACCACAAGGCAGUUACACUCUCUGAUUAGGUUAACACAAGCAAGAGCAAAAGCGGAACUUCGUGAAGAAGCUACGGAAGGAGAUGCUUUAGAUGUUGUAGAAAUUAUGAAGUAUAGUUUAAUAGACAUUUUUACCGACGAACAUGGUCUUAUAGACAAAACUAGAUGUCAGAAUGGUACUGGAAUGAGUACAAAAAAUCAGGCAAUAAAGUUGCUGCAGAUGCUACAACGAAAAUCAGACGUAGAAGCAAAGAAGUUGUUUUCAACCAAAGAAAUAAGAGAAAUGGGGGAACAAGUUGGAAUUACAAAAGAAAAAUUCUAUAAUAUUUUACAGAGUCUGAAUAUACAGGGAUUUUUAUUAAACAAAGGUGGGGGAAAAAUCGGGAAUAUGAGUUUUUUCGAGGUGGGGUGCAAUCACUCGCAGUGUGCUGCAGGAGUGUUUGUUGUAACUCGUGAGAGAGUGGCCAGAUUGAGUUUCAAAUCAAGCCAAGAAGAAGAGAAUGAAGAAAAUAUCAAUAUAGAAGGCCAGUUAUAUAGUGCAGGCAUAUCGCUGAUUGAAAGUAUAUGUACAACGAAUUUCUUAUGCUGAAUGUCAAUAAAAAUAAAAGCGU